Messenger RNA from Aspergillus aculeatus ATCC 16872, 1305 nucleotides. RefSeq lists its product as uncharacterized. Lineage: Eukaryota; Fungi; Ascomycota; Eurotiomycetes; Eurotiales; Aspergillaceae. Bases 1 to 1305 code for a protein of 434 amino acids. The record is from RefSeq and is a predicted model, not a curated record. The transcript has 4 exons.
AUGGCUGCCGCUUCUGUCAACUCCAGCCCUGCUCAAUACUCCGAAACUUCUUCCAAAAAAGCAAAGUCGAAUCAUGCUUCUAGUCCUUCUAUUGUCUCGAAGCCUGACACGAGCGGCUUGGACAAUCUAGACAACCAACACUUCAAGGAAUUGCAGAGAAGCUUGCGCAAUGCUGUCAAGAAGCUGAAUGCGACCGCCAAAGUCGACACCAUCAUUGCAGAGAAUCCCGGCAAAUCCUUGGAUGAGCUUGUUGCUGAGAAGAAGAUCAAUGCCGACCAGAAGGCACAGGCCCUGAAGAAGCCCUCUCUACAGGCCACCGUUGCCCAGAUUGAGGAGCAGAUUUCCCACCUCAAGGAAUUCGCUGCCUAUUACGAGGAACGCUUGGCUACCCAGAAGGCGGAGCUAGAGCAAGCUCACGAGGAGCAGCUCGCAGCUCUGCGGGAGCAGGCUGAUGCGGAUGCCGCUGAAGCCAGCAAGAAGGAUUUCAGCCAACAGCUAUUAAGCCUCAGCAAGUUCCUCUGCGCCGCGGCCACUAUGAGACGUUCCGGAGACGAAUCUUCGAACGAGAGCCGUGCAUUCGAGGGCGUUCUAUACCAGAUUUACGGAGGAACCCAGGAUGCUGUGUCUUCGAUGCUCAAGAUCAUCGAUGGCGCGGAUGACAAGGUCGUUGGUGUUGAUGGAACCGCGCUGGAGAUCACCUAUGGUAAGGUGAAGCAGAUCGCUACUGAUCUUGCUCCUGCUUCCGAACCUGCAACUACCGAGGCGGCUCCUGAGUCGGACCCUACUGUGGCCAAUGCAGGCUACACUGAGUUGCAAGACUCAUCCUACGACUCCAGUGCUGCCGCUGCGACUGAGCCUGCCGCGGAAGAGCAAACCGAACAGGUUGCCCCUCCUGCUCAGACCCUGACUACCGACGGCGCCAAUCAAGUGGCUGAGGCUAGCUGGCAUACCAAUGCGACUGGAGCUGUGGAAACUUCGCCUACCGCUGAAGAAUGGGUCGAGGUGCCACGGGACCCUGCUGAAACCGAGACUGGACUUGAAGCUACUCCUGCCGCUGCUGAGGCCGAGGUGAAAGCCGACACAGCUGUGACUGAGACUACUGCGCCCAGCACCGAGGAUGUUACUGUUCCCAAGCCCCAGGACGGCUUCGAAGCCGUCUCGCACCAUCAGCGCCAGCCUAGCCGUGGUAGAGGCCGAGGUGGCCGGGGCCGUGGGUUCCGGGGCCGUGGCGGUCGUGGCGGCCGUGGAGGUCGCGGACGCGGUGGUGCCAAUGGCUCCUCCGCGGCCCCUGCUCCCAGCCAGUAG